GAUCUGAGGUGCACAUAGCAAAUGCAUUCAAAUUCCAAUAGUUUCAUGACUUCUCGUGAUAAAUAUGUUUAUUCUCAACAGAAACAUGGGAGGAUUAGUGCAUCUGCAAACUUAGCUAGUAGCACUUCAGAAUACUUGCCAAGACCUGUACAUGAUGAUCAUGAACGUCUCAACCUUGAACUUAGAGAGAAAGUUGACGGACUUCGUAGUCUUUCGAUAAAAAUAGGAGAUGAAUUACGAUCCCAAAAUAGUUUACUUGGAGAUAUGGCUGGAGCGUUUGAUCGAUCUGAAGGUGUUCUUCGUUCUACAAUGUCUCGAUUAUCUCGAAUUGCUAAACAGAAUUUAUCCUCUGGAUUAUGUUGUUAUGUAAUUGUAUUCGUGUCCAUCAUUUUCCUCAUGUGUUGGUUUAUUCUCCGAUUUCUUUAG
Messenger RNA from Schistosoma rodhaini, 426 nucleotides. NCBI's taxonomy places the organism in Eukaryota, Metazoa, Platyhelminthes, Trematoda, Strigeidida, Schistosomatidae. The record is from the annotation of a GenBank genome assembly.